This is a messenger RNA of Fraxinus pennsylvanica, 750 nucleotides long. The record is from the annotation of a GenBank genome assembly. NCBI's taxonomy places the organism in Eukaryota, Viridiplantae, Streptophyta, Magnoliopsida, Lamiales, Oleaceae.
AUGACGGAGGUGAUCCUCCAUGUAUAUGAUGUGACGAAUAGUGGUUCUGAUAAGACCAAUAAUACAAUCAUGCAGAUCAAUAAGAUCUUCAAGGACGGUAUUGGUCUAGGUGGCAUCUUCCACAGCGCCGUUCAGAUUUAUGGAGAUGACGAAUGGUCCUUUGGGUACUGUGAGCAAGGUACUGGAGUUUUUAGCUGCCCAUCUACAAAGAAUCCAAUGUAUACAUUCCGUGAAAGCAUCAAACUUGGAGAAACUACCUUUUCUAUCGUCAAGGUUAAUCAGAUCCUGAGGGAACUUAGUAGAGAGUGGCCUGGACACUCUUAUGAUUUGUUAUCAAAAAAUUGCAAUCAUUUCUGUGAUGAGUUUUGUGAAAGACUUGGUGUGCCAAAGCUUCCUGGUUGGGUGAACAGGUUUGCACACGCUGGUGAUACUGCUGCUGAAAUAGCAGAAAGCACAGCUUAUCGAUUUAGGCAAGCUAAAACUGAGAUUGUAACUGCUAGCAGAGUGGCGUAUCGGUUUCUUGCAGGAGUUGCUUCCAACAAUUCACUUCUGAAUGCAGAGUCCCCGAGCAACUCUAAUAGAGGAGGAUCUCCUAGACUCCAAGCUAGUUGGUUCAAGAACCUUAUUUCUUCUGGUGCUAAACCAUCAAGUAGUUCAGAAAUGGAAAAUCAGGAUGAAGAGACGACUCAGCAGCAACAGCAACGGGAUGCCGAAGCACCGCUGAGGCAGAACUCACAACGUAUUAUCUGA